AUGUUGCGGCUGCUGGUGGCCAGCGCCCACAUCCCCGGGGCCACCGGCUCCGGGCCCGGCGUGCACGUGUCCGCCCGCUUCAGAGGUGUCCCCAGGAGCACCCGGGUGGUGCCGGAGGAGCGCAACCCCACCUGGAACGAGACGCUGGCAUGGCCACUGGGCUUGCGUCCCCUGCACCCCACAGCCAGCCUGACCCUGCGCCUCCGGCACUGGGGACAGCCGGCGCCACGGGGGGACCUGGGUGCCACCACGGUGUCACUGGACCGCUUGGUGGCCGACCCCGGGCUGCCGCUGGCCCUCAGCCAUGUCCCGCUGCUGGACCCUCGGGGACAGCCCACGGGGUGCACCGUCACCCUCCGCUGCUCCUAUGUCCCCCGUGGCACGGCUGGGGACACCACAGUCCCCUUGCAAGGAUGGGUGCCACCGCGGGCGAUGUCACCGGGGCCACCCCACCACCCCGACAAGCCCCCAGAGGGGAGCAAAGAGGAUUUCCAGGUACGGGUGAGGGUCAUCGAAGGCCACCAGCUCCAGGGCAAUGACAUCAAGCCGGUGGUGACGGUCCUCAUCGGCCAGCACCGCUUCAGGACCAGGAUCCGGGUGGGAAACAACCCCUACUACAAUGAGGUGUUUUGCCAAAAUUUCCACCGGACGCCCGCCCGGUUGGCAGCGGAGCCCAUCCGCAUCCAGGUGCUGGACUCGCGGGCCACCCGCGCCAAAGCCGUCAUCGGCGUCUUCCAGGUGAGGCCGGUGGCGCGGGGACGGGGCAUCCCGCGGCGGUUCGGCCGCUCUCACCCCGGUUUUCCAUCCCCGCAGCUGGACGUUGGCACCGUCUACCGCGCUCCGGGACGCAGCUUGAGCUGGAAGUGGCUGAGCCUGCAGCAUCCCCACCGCCCCGACGCCGGCUCCCGCGGGUACCUCCGCGUCAGCAUGGCCGUCCUCCGCGCCGGCGAGCCGCCCGCGGAGCAGGAGGAGCCGGCGGGGGACGUGGACGUGGAGGCCAACCUGCUGCGGCCACCGCCGUGCGCCGCCACGCUCCAGCUGCGCGUCUACCGCGCUGAGGACUUGCCACAGGAGCCGGCUCAGCAAUGUCUCCCCACCGUCGGCGGCGGCAAGAGGGGCUUCGCGGCGGCGGCGGUGCGGGUCAGCUUUGCCGGCAGGACGCUCUGCACCCGGGUGAUGCCCCCCGACGCCAACCCGGCGUGGAACGAGGUCUUCUUCUUCCCCCUGAGGCUGCCCCCCAUCUGCGAGGAGAUCCAGUUGGCCAUCCUCAGCGGGUUCCGCAGCAGCAGGGUCCUGGCCACCGCCACCCUCCACCUCUCCCAAAUCUCCUCCGCCGGCGCCGAGCUUGAGGAGGGGACCCCCGGCUUCUUACCCUGCUUCGGACCCAGCUUCCUCCCCUUCUACGGCCCCCGGCCGGAUUCUCCCAGGACACCCAGUAACGUGGCUUAUCGGGGUCGGGUGCUGCUGGAGCUCAGCACCCACAUGGGGAGCCCGGACGGACGCCAGCGAGACACCAUCGCCCCCGAGGACGUCGCCCGGGUGCAGCGCCACUUGCCCCGUCACCGCUUCGGGUUGUGCGGCCUCUUUUAUUCGGCCACCAUGGUGCCAGCCGGCCCCGAGCUCCUGCGCUUCGAGCUCAGCCUCGGCAAUUACGGGGACGCGGGCGAUGUCACCUGCAAGCCAGCCGCCUCCGUCACCCCGCACGGGUGUCCCCUCUUCGACGGCAACCGCUAUCACUACCUGCCGUGGUACGGUGACAAGCCGGUGGCGGCCGUCACCUCGUCCUGGGAGGACGCCAGUCACCGCUGGGAUGCCCUCAACCUCCUGCGUGCCCUGUGCCGGCGGUUGGAGAAGAACGUGGCGGAGCUGCGGGACGCCCGUGGGGACGCCGUAGGGGACAUCGGCAGGAGGCUGCUGCGCCAGCUGGCCCAGGACUGCGGGCGGGCUCUGCCCCGGCUGGAGGCGCAGCCCACCCCCACGCCGCUGGACGCCCACCUCCGGGCCUCCCGGCUUCACCUCCUGCGGCACGUGGCGACGGCGGCGGCGGUGCCACCGAGAGGUGGCUGGGACACCUUGCUGCCGGUGGCCCAGGGCUGGCUGGGACGUGUGGCCGCCCUGGCUGUGGAGCCGCAGGCCGGCGUGCCCGACGUAGUGCUGUGGCUACUGCGGGGGGAACGGCGGGUGGCCUGCGCCCGUGUCCCCGCGCCCGACCUCAUGUUCUCCCGGGGCGGCCCCGGCGCCUGCGGCAGGCUCUGCGGCCGGCUCCAGACCCUCUUCCUGCUGGUAGGCAUCCCACCUCCCUUCCCCGUCACCUCUGGCUCCGGGGACAUCCGUGCCCAGCUCCGCCUGCGGCUGUGGCUGGGACGAGUGGCCGACAGCGGGGACCUGCCACGGCACCUCGAGGGCACCCUGCGCGUCUACGCCGAGACGUAUGAAAACCAGACCAAGCUACUGGGCAAGUGGGGUCCCCGGGGGCUGCUGGGGUGCCCCGGUUUCUCCGACAGCUCCGGCAAAGCGGGGGUCCCCCGCCACCGCAUCCGGCCCCCCAAGGGCUGGCGCUGGGACGGAGCCUGGACCGUGGAGCCCCAGCGGCGGCUGCUGCUGGACGCGGAGACCAACGUGGGCGAGGUGCUGGAAGAGGUGUAUGAGAACGAGAGCCGGCGGCUCGGCGGGGAGUGGGGACCCGCCGCCGUGGCCACCACCGAUGCCAGCGGCGCGGCGGUGCCACCCAAGGAGGAGGUGGCAUGUCCCCAAGGUUGGCACGUCACCGACGGCUGGCGGGUGGACGCGACGGGGGCCGUGGAUGAGGCUGGUUGGGAGUACGGGGUGAGCGCGGCCCCCGGCAGCCCCCCGCUGUCAUGGCACGCUGCCGAGAAGACGUACCACACGCACCGGCGCCGGCGCUGGCUGCGCACCCGCCGCAGGGACCCCGGCGCCCAGGGACGGGAGCAGGACGUGGCCACCUUCCUCCGGCUGGAUGGGGCGCACAGCCCCGUGGCGGCGACGGGGGCCGAGGGCUGGGAGUACGGGUCCCUCUGGGGGUCCCGCUUCCACCUCCAGCCCCGGGUGGGUGACGUGUGCCGGCGGCGCUGCUGGCACCGCAGCAUGGUCCCCGCGCAGCCCCCGCCCGUGGCACCCCUCUUCCUCCUGGAGGGAAUCCCGGGCGCGGAGGACCCGGCCAAGGAGGACGAGCCGGCUGCGGCAGAACGGCAGGCGCGGGGCUUGUGCCGGGCCCCCCCGCAGCAGCCCAUGCCCCUCAUCCUCUGCACCUUCCAGCGACCCAACUUCUUCCAGCUCCGCUGCUACAUCUUCCAGGCGCUGGAGCUGGCACCCCGCGGCACCAAGGCCACCGCAGACCCCGUCGCCCACGUCUCCUUCGUGCACGUCAGCCAGAGCACCCGGGUGCUGCCCGGCACCCUGGACCCGCUCUGGGACCAGACCCUGCUUUUUCACCGGGUGCUGCUCUACGGGGACCCCCGGGGGGUCCGGGAUGAGCCCCCCAUCGUGGCGGUGGAGAUCUUCGACCAGGACAGAAGGGGGGCCGGUGCUUUCCUGGGGAGGACUGUGUGCACCCCACAUGUUUGGCUGGACGUGAGGCGCCGGCAGCCCCCCAGGCUUCGGCGUUACCCACUGGGAGGGCCGGGGGGGCCGGCCGGGGAGCUGCUGGCUGCCUUCGAGCUGCUGCACGUCGCCGAGGAUGGGGCCCCGGCGCAGGUCAGCACCCCGCCAUGGAGGGAGGGGGUCUUCAGCGUCCCCCCGGGUAUCCGGCCACUCCUGCGGCUGGUGGCACUGGAGGUGCUGGCGUGGGGGCUGCGGGGGCUGCGGGGCGGCGUGCGGGCGCCCAGCCUGGAGGUGCAGUGCGGGGGCCGGACCCUGCGGACCCCCCCCAUCACCGACCUCCCCGCCAACCCCAAUUUCCCCAUCAACGCCUUCCUGCUGACGCUGCACCUGCCGGCGGAGGAGGAGUACGUGCCCCCCAUCCGACUGCGGGUGCUGGACACGCGGGGUUUCGGGUACCGGCCGGUGGUGGGGCAGGCCUGCGUGCGGGACCUGGGGCAGUACUGCUGCCAGCCCCACGGCGAGGGGCAGCCCCACGGCUCCGGAACCACCCCAUCUGGCUCUGGCAGGACGCCAUCCCUGCCCCAUGCUGCCCACCUCCGGGGGGGUUUCUUUGCCCCUCUCCUCCCCACAGCCGCUCCCUGGGGCAGGAUAGCUCAGAUGCUGCCCAGGAUCACCGCAGAGAAGGAGACUGCGGACAAGGCUGCGGAGGAGGAAGAUGAGGAUGAGGUCGACUGGUGGAGCAAAUACUAUGCGGCCAUGGGGGACAAGGCACAGAGCCGGCGGAGGAACGACAGGGACGAACUGAAGAUCUACAGCUGCGAGCUGGAGGCGGCGCCCGAAUUCGAGGGGCUGCAGGAUUUCUGCCAGACCUUCCCCCUCCACCAACCGGGGGGGGGUCCCCCCGUGGCGGGGGAGGACCCCCUGCCCGUGGGCGAGUUCAAGGGGCUUUUCUGUAUCUACCCCCUGCCCGAAGACCCCGGGGUGCCCCCGCCACCGCGUCGCUUCCAGCAGCUGCCCCCCAGCCAGCCCCAAAAGUGCCUGGUGCGGGUCUACGUCGUCCGGGCCUUCGACUUGCCCCCCCGCGACAGGAACGGGCUGUGUGACCCCUAUGUCCACGUCUCGCUGGGGACGAAGACGCUGGGCCAGCGGGACCAGUACGUGCCCAACACCCUGGAGCCCGUUUUUGGCAGGCUGUUCGAGGUGACGGGCACCAUCCCGCUGGAGAAGGACCUGCGGGUCUCGCUGCUGGACUACGACCUGCUGCCACCCGACCAGGAGAUCGGCACCACCACCAUCGACCUGGAGAACCGCCUGCUCUCCCGCUUCCGCGCCCACUGCGGGCUGCCCACCCGCUACCGCACCGCCGGCCCUGGGUGUUGGCGGGACCAGUUGCCCCCCAGCCGGGCGCUGGAGCAUUUCGCCCGCGACCGGGGGCUGCCGGCACCCGAGUUCAGCGCCGAGGGCACCGCCGUCACCUUCGGGGACAACACCUUCCUCCUCAGCCACUUCGAGAGCGGCCCCCCCACGUACCGGCACCCCGGGCCCCCCCGUGAGCGCUUGGCCCUGCACGUGCUCCACGCCUGUCACCUCGUCCCCGAGCACCUGGAGACCCGCACCCUCUACAACAGCACCCAGCCCGGGCUGGAGCAGGGCAAGGUGCAGAUGUGGGUGGACAUCUUCCCCGCCAGCCUGGGGCCCCCCGGCCCCCCCGUCAACAUCACCCCCCGCCAGCCCCAGAGGUACGAGCUGCGCUGCGUGGUCUGGAACACGCGGGACGUGGACCCGGGGGACACCAACCUGCUGGGGCAGCAGAUGAGCGACAUCUACGUCACCGGGUGGCUGGACGGGCUGGAGGAGCAGCGGCAGAGGACGGACGUACAUUACCGCUCGCUGCAGGGGGACGGGGCCUUCAACUGGCGCUUCGUCUUCUCCUUCGAGUACCUGGCGGCCGAGCAGCUCUGCGUCCUGCCCCGGAAGGAGCAUUUCUGGAGCCUGGAUGAGACGGUGCUGAAGGUGCCCCCCAAGCUCAUCCUCCAAGUGUGGGACAACGACAAGUUUUCGGCCGAUGAUUUUCUGGGUGUCCUGGAGCUGGAGCUCACCAAGCUGCCGCAGCCAGCCCAGCGCCCCCAGGCCUGCACCCCGACGCCGCAGGGGACCCCCCGAAAGCCCUGGCCAUGGCGGGGGGCGCAGGUCCCCUCCCGCCUCUCCCUUUUCCGGCAGAGAUGGGUGAGGGGGUGGUGGCCCUGCACGGUGCAGGAGGGGGACAAGCGGCGGCUCUCGGGUAAACUGGAGCUGAGCCUGGAGCUGCUGACGGCAAAGGAGGCGGAAGAGCGGCCGGCAGGGAAAGGCCGGGGGGAUCCCAACACGUACCCGACGCUCCCGGCGCCUGUGCGGCCGGAAUGGUCCUUCCUGUGGCUGCAGGCGCCGCUGCGCGUCCUGCGCCACGGCCUAUGGCGGCACCACCGCUGCCGCCUCAGCCUGGGGCUGGCCCUGCUGCUGCUCCUCGCCCUGCUCUUCACCUUCGUCUACGCCGCCCCGGGUUAUUUGGCCAUGAAGCUGGUGAACCCGCUCGAGGGCUUGCGCCGUGCCAGGGGCGAGCAUCCCGCCGGCAGCGGGGGCCAGCCCUGA
Molecule: messenger RNA, 6189 nt
Organism: Chroicocephalus ridibundus (black-headed gull)
Lineage: Eukaryota; Metazoa; Chordata; Aves; Charadriiformes; Laridae
Gene: FER1L5
Product: fer-1 like family member 5
Exons: 51
Coding region: 1-6189 (2062 amino acids)
Biological process (GO): monocyte activation involved in immune response; T-tubule organization; vesicle fusion
Cellular component (GO): membrane; cytoplasmic vesicle; T-tubule
Source: RefSeq, a predicted model, not a curated record